UGCGGGCGCUGGCCCUGGGAGGCUGCGGGCUGCUGCUGGGCUCGGCGCUGGCGGCAGGAGACGAGCGGCUCUACGCGGCGGCGGUGAUGCCCGCGCUCCGGGCGCUGCCCCCCGAGACCGCCCACGGCCUGGCUCUGCGCGCUGCUGCCUUCGGGCUGCUGCCCCCCGCCCGUCCCGACGGCCCCGCGCUGGAGGUGCGAGUCCUCGGGCAGCGAUUCCGCAACCCCCUGGGCCUGGCCGCUGGCUUUGACAAGCAGGGUGAGGCUGUGGACGGGCUGUACAAGAUGGGCUUUGGCUUUGUGGAAGUGGGGACCGUCACGCCCAAGCCUCAGGAAGGGAACCCCAAGCCCAGGGUCUUCCGGCUGGCAGAGGACGAGGCGGUCAUCAACAGGUAUGGAUUCAACAGCCAUGGCCAUGUUGCAGUGGAGCAUAGGCUGCGGGCCCGCCAGGAGACGCAGACCAGGCUCACUGGUGCGGGGAUGCCCCUUGGAAUCAACCUGGGCAAGAACAAGAGCUCCAUAGACGCUGCAGCUGACUACGUGGCUGGGGUCCGGACACUGGGCCCUUUGGCUGACUACCUGGUUGUGAAUGUGUCCAGCCCGAACACCCCAGGGCUGCGGGACCUGCAGGGCAAGACUGAGCUGCAGGACCUGCUGAGAAAGGUGCUGGCGGAGAGGGACCUGCUGCCCCGCGAGCACAAGCCAGCCGUGUUGGUGAAGAUCGCCCCGGAUCUCACUGCACAGGACAAGCGCGACAUUGCCAGCGUUAUCUGCGAGCUAGGUGUGGAUGGGCUGAUUGUCAGUAACACCACCGUGAGCCGCCCCAGCAGCCUCCGGAGCAGGCAGCGCAUGGAGCCCGGGGGCCUCAGCGGGAAGCCCCUGCGGGAACUCUCCACACAGACCAUCAGGGAGAUGUACUGCCUCACCCAAGGCCGGGUGCCCAUCAUCGGGGUGGGUGGGGUGAGCAGCGGGCGGGAUGCCCUGGAGAAGAUCCGUGCCGGAGCCUCCCUUGUGCAGCUGUACACAGCCCUUGUGUACCACGGGCCACCGGUGGUGGGGGCAGUGAAGCGGGAACUGGAGGAGCUGCUGAGGGAGCAGGGCUUCAAGAAUGUCAUGGAGGCGGUUGGAGCAGAUCACCGGUGCUGACAUGCUGCAGAACCAAGGUCUAGCCAGAAGGAGCCAUGGCUGAGCAGGAAUGAGUCUGAUAAUUCCAGUGCUGGGUGGGCUGGGACCAAGCCAAGGUCUUGGUCCCAGGCCCUGAGAAGAGCCUCUGAUGGGUGAAGCAGGGGCUGCAUUAGUGGGGAGCAGGGGAGGGGACCUCCACACCAGUGCCACUGCCCAGGGCUGUGUUUUGGCUUUCCUGUGGGCAGCCAAACCCAGCCCAAGUAUCAAUAAACAUUUGGCUCACCU
Messenger RNA from Corapipo altera (White-ruffed manakin), 1409 nucleotides. RefSeq names its product dihydroorotate dehydrogenase (quinone) (gene DHODH). NCBI's taxonomy places the organism in Eukaryota, Metazoa, Chordata, Aves, Passeriformes, Pipridae. The transcript is spliced from 8 exons. Gene Ontology annotation, molecular function: dihydroorotate dehydrogenase activity. The record is from RefSeq and is a predicted model, not a curated record. Gene Ontology annotation, cellular component: mitochondrial inner membrane; cytoplasm. Gene Ontology annotation, biological process: 'de novo' pyrimidine nucleobase biosynthetic process; UMP biosynthetic process. The coding region runs from base 87 to 1145 and encodes 352 amino acids.